Molecule: messenger RNA, 5256 nt
Organism: Strigops habroptila (Kakapo)
Lineage: Eukaryota; Metazoa; Chordata; Aves; Psittaciformes; Psittacidae
Gene: COPB1
Product: COPI coat complex subunit beta 1
Exons: 22
Coding region: 223-3084 (953 amino acids)
Biological process (GO): endoplasmic reticulum to Golgi vesicle-mediated transport; intracellular protein transport; intra-Golgi vesicle-mediated transport
Cellular component (GO): COPI vesicle coat; cytoplasm
Molecular function (GO): structural molecule activity
Source: RefSeq, a predicted model, not a curated record
CGGUGUCGUGCGGGCUAGAGGCGUGUCCCGCUGGGGCCGCCGUACUAUCGAUGUGGCCUCGGAAGGAGCGGCUCCACGUCAGCCAUCGCCGGAGCGGGAGCGCCGCGGGCACAGCUCCGCACCGGGCCCGACUCGACUGGGCCGGGCCGCCACGCCUCCGGGUUGUCUGAUAUUUGUGUCAAAAUAAUUCUUCCAUUGAGAAAACUUCUGUAACCAAGAACCAUGACUGCUGCAGAGAAUGUGUGUUACACGUUAAUCAACGUUCCCAUGGAUUCAGAGCCACCUUCUGAAAUCAGCUUAAAGAAUGACCUAGAAAAAGGAGAUGUCAAGUUGAAGACGGAGGCCUUAAAGAAAGUAAUCAUUAUGAUUUUGAAUGGUGAAAAACUCCCUGGGCUUCUGAUGACCAUCAUACGUUUUGUACUGCCUCUCCAAGAUCAUACCAUCAAAAAACUGCUGCUUGUCUUUUGGGAGAUAGUGCCAAAGACCACUCCAGAUGGCAGGCUUUUGCAGGAAAUGAUCCUUGUGUGUGAUGCAUACAGAAAGGAUCUUCAGCACCCAAAUGAAUUUAUCCGAGGCUCUACUCUCCGUUUCCUUUGUAAGCUGAAAGAAGCAGAACUAUUGGAGCCUUUGAUGCCCGCCAUUCGUGCGUGUCUAGAACACCGCCACAGCUACGUGCGCAGAAAUGCAGUUCUUGCUAUUUACACAAUUUAUAGAAAUUUUGAACAUCUUAUACCAGAUGCUCCUGAAUUGAUUCAUGAUUUCUUGGUGAAUGAGAAAGAUGCAAGCUGCAAAAGAAAUGCAUUUAUGAUGCUAAUUCAUGCAGAUCAGGAUCGAGCCCUGGAUUAUUUGAGUACCUGUAUCGACCAAGUCCAGACAUUUGGUGACAUACUGCAGUUGGUUAUUGUUGAACUAAUUUAUAAGGUCUGUCAUGCGAAUCCAUCAGAGAGAGCUCGGUUUAUUCGCUGCAUCUACAACUUGCUGCAGUCAUCGAGUCCUGCAGUGAAGUAUGAAGCUGCAGGUACUCUUGUUACGCUCUCCAGUGCACCAACAGCAAUCAAGGCAGCUGCCCAGUGCUACAUAGAUUUGAUUAUUAAAGAAAGUGAUAAUAAUGUGAAACUAAUUGUUUUGGAUCGGUUGAUUGAAUUAAAGGAGCAUCCCUCACAUGAACGAGUGUUACAGGAUCUAGUUAUGGACAUCCUCAGAGUGUUGAGUACCCCAGAUCUAGAGGUGCGCAAAAAAACCCUUCAACUGGCUCUGGACCUUGUCUCUUCAAGAAAUGUGGAGGAGCUUGUGAUUGUUCUGAAGAAGGAAGUGAUUAAAACUAAUAAUGUGACAGAGCAUGAAGAUACAGACAAGUACAGGCAGCUGCUUGUUCGUACACUGCAUUCCUGUAGCGUUCGAUUUCCAGAUAUGGCUGCAAAUGUUAUUCCAGUGCUGAUGGAGUUCCUUAGUGAUAACAGUGAAGCAGCAGCUGCUGAUGUCUUGGAGUUUGUGCGGGAAGCGAUCCAGCGAUUUGAUAACCUCAGACCUCUUAUUGUUGAGAAGAUGCUUGAAGUCUUUCAUGCUAUUAAAUCUGUCAAGAUUUAUCGAGGAGCUCUGUGGAUCCUUGGAGAAUAUUGCAGCACAAAGGAAGAUAUACAAAGUGUAAUGACAGAAGUUCGCAGAUCACUUGGAGAGAUCCCAAUUGUAGAAUCUGAAAUCAAGAAAGAAACUGGUGAGCUAAAACCUGAAGAAGAGGUGUCUGUGGGUCCAGCCCAAAAACUGGUGACGGAGAUGGGCACUUACGCAACACAGAGUGCUCUCAGUAGUUCUCGACCUGCCAAAAAGGAAGAAGACAGACCUCCAUUACGAGGAUUCCUGCUCGAUGGUGAUUUCUUUGUUGCAGCUUCUCUUGCUACAACUUUAACUAAGAUUGCUUUACGAUAUGUAUCGCUAGUUCAGGAAAAGAAGAAACAAAAUUCCUUUAUUGCUGAAGCUAUGCUGCUGAUGGCCACUAUUCUCCAUUUGGGAAAGUCUUCUCUUCCCAAGAAGCCAAUUACAGAUGAUGAUGUGGAUCGUAUUUCCCUGUGUCUGAAAGUUUUGUCGGAAUGUUCUCCUCUCAUGAAUGAUAUUUUCAACAAAGAAUGCAGGCAGUCCCUCUCUCAUAUGCUGUCAGCCAAGCUAGAAGAGGAGAAACUUUCUCAGAAGAAAGAAUCUGAGAAGAGGAAUGUGACAGUUCAGCCAGAUGAUCCCAUUUCCUUCAUGCAGCUUACUGCUAAAAAUGAAAUGAGCUCAAAGGAAGACCAGUUUCAGCUUAGCCUUCUUGCAGCAAUGGGAAACACACAGAGGAAAGAGGCCGCUGAUCCUCUUGCAUCCAAACUUAAUAAGGUUACUCAACUGACAGGUUUCUCGGAUCCUGUCUAUGCAGAAGCAUAUGUCCACGUCAAUCAGUAUGACAUUGUGCUGGAUGUGCUUGUGGUCAACCAGACCAGUGACACUCUGCAGAACUGCACACUAGAACUAGCCACGCUAGGUGACUUGAAACUUGUGGAAAAACCAUCUCCUCUGACACUUGCUCCACAUGAUUUUGCAAACAUUAAAGCUAAUGUCAAAGUGGCUUCAACAGAAAAUGGAAUAAUUUUUGGUAAUGUUGUGUAUGAUGUCUCUGGAGCAGCCAGCGACAGGAACUGUGUGGUUCUCAGUGAUAUUCACAUUGACAUCAUGGAUUACAUCCAGCCUGCUUCUUGUACGGAUGCGGAAUUCAGACAAAUGUGGGCUGAAUUUGAGUGGGAAAAUAAAGUUACAGUGAAUACAAAUAUUAUUGAUCUAAAUGAAUACUUACAACACAUACUGAAAUCAACCAAUAUGAAAUGCUUGACUCCAGAGAAGGCGCUUUCUGGUUAUUGUGGCUUCAUGGCGGCCAACCUUUAUGCACGUUCCAUAUUUGGAGAAGAUGCACUUGCAAAUGUCAGCAUUGAAAAGCCAAUUCAUCUUGGACCAGAAGCGCCUGUCACUGGUCACAUACGAAUCCGUGCAAAGAGUCAGGGAAUGGCCCUGAGUCUUGGUGAUAAGAUCAAUCUGUCUCAGAAGAAAACAAGUUUAUAAAUUUUACCUUAUGUCUUUUUGGGUCUUUUACAAUUUAACCUUAGGUAUGUGGCUUUUGGGAUCCAGAACAUCUUAUAUACUUCAGUGUUCUGUAACUGUAGAAGCCAGGCUUUUGAGCUGAAAGCAUUCCAGCAGAUAAUUUAUAGUUCUCCAUGAUUGAUACUGAGCAAAAUUUUAAAUCUCAAGGUUUUUUUCUUUGUCCUGGAAGUCAUGUUUUUUUGUCUCUAAUAUAUACUGAUGCUUACAGUACAAUAAACAAAUUAUGCCAGUAGUGUUUUGUCUGUAAAUUAUCUAAUAUCUGUAUUAUUUGAUCAGUAUUGAGUAUCUGGCCAGGGAUAUUUUGUUACUCUUAAGAACACGGGAGUGUGUAAUAGCUUAAGUGUUUAUAAUAAUGACUAGGCCUGAAUUUGUGUGAACAUGUGAUUAUGACACUUAAAAUACUCUGGUAUACCUCGGAGAAUAUAUAUUUGGCAACUAAAUCAAAGGCUGUAUGUUCUGUAUGGUUUGUUUAGUAAUGUAAUCACUUCAUUCAGACAAGCUUGUAAUAUCAGAAGAGAUUGUCAAAAUUCAGCUCUUUCCAGCAAGUAGUAGAACCUUAAGCCUUGUUUCUGAAAUGCUUUCCUAACAAUGUUGUUGUGAGUAACGUAACAUUGCUGGUGGUAUUCUUGUCUUGUAGUUAAUACAGAAAAGAUAGCCAAGGGCAAUAUUAAAACUGUAGCAUCAUAAGAAGUAUUUUCAGUGAAUGCAGCCAUUAGCCACAUGUAAGCUCAGGAAGGAAGGAUUCGUACUGUUUAUGGUCUUCCAGUGAAUUGAACCAGGUGGAGGAAUUCUGGAAAAGGAAGAAUUGUGAUCGAAGGUCAGGUCAGGAUGUGGGAGUGAGUUAACACCAUUUGGUUACUAAAUGUUAUGCAAAUUAGCAGUAGAUUAAAACAUAUAACCGUUAGAUUGAAAAUACUUGUAGCUGAAUCUGUUAAGCAUUAAUUCUAAAUUUGUUACAUUUUUGCAAGCAAUUAAUUCUACAGAAGAAUCUCCAGAGCCAAUGAUACUCUUCCAGUUGGCAGAAAGUCCUGCCGCUGAAGUUGAAGAGCUGUUUACUGCUCCAGUAGGACAGAAGAGAACCGAGUUGGUAUCCUAAGUAGCUGAUUCCCAAAACGUUUAAGGACUCAGUGAUGAAAAUACCUAUUUUCCACUCUGAAUAAGCACAGGCAGGAGAAGACAUGUAAAUUCUGAGAUGGAAGAGUCUAGGCUGCUGUAUUUUAUCUGCUAAAGGACAGUCCUAGAAGAACAAUGCAAAAGCUGGGCUAAUAAGUGACAUUCAUGUAAAUAUUUCAUUACCUGUUCCUUCCAAUACUACUUUUUUGCCAGCUGGAUUUUGUCUGUUCUUAUAAGCAUUAAGUUCACUUAUCGUUCCAAUUCUGUUCUUAAGGUUAGGUGCUAGAAGGCAAUAUGUUGUCCACAGUAAAAAAAAAAAAUGGGGCAGAUCUGUCAACAGCUAAAACUUUGCACAGAUGCAGCUGUACAGUUCUGAAUUUUUAGUACAUAAAAUCUUUAAAUGAAUAAAAGUCUGCUGGCAGUAGUUAUUUUAAGCCAUUAGCCAAGUGUGGGAGGAAUUUUAUUCUACAACCCCUUUAAGCCAAAGCAAGAGAAAAGAAAAUCUUAAGAUUCCAGUGAAUGGUUUCAUCUCUUCACAAAGGCAUUGCUAACAAAGAUUGAGUCAUACCUGCAUGUAUACUGACUGGUGUGAAUGAGAUGGGUUUGCUGACUACAACCAAGGAAAGGAUGUUUGUGGCGAAGGGGAAUAACUUCCAGUAUCUGUUAUCUAAGCCCUGUUUCAGUCACAAUCUGCUAUCCUUGUUGAAGAACAGAAAAAGCAUCUUGGCAUGUGCAGAUACCCACGUUUCAUGUGACUCUAGUCAGCUGGGAGGGGUGCAUAAUUUAACUUUGUUUACGAUGUCUUUUGCUAUCAGAACUUUAUGUGAAGGCAUGAAAACACCUGUUCACCAGAUGCUGCCAUGACUUUAGGAUUAAUUUUCCACCUGUCAUGCUUUUCAAUAGCUCUUCUGCAUAAUUGGUCUUGUACAGACAUUUUCAGUGAUGGUGUGCAUUUUCUCAGUAACAAAGAUGCGUGUUUCAUGUCCGUACUUCAGAGAUAAAAUUCUAUCCUUUUAUGUA